Molecule: messenger RNA, 2953 nt
Organism: Grus americana (Whooping crane)
Lineage: Eukaryota; Metazoa; Chordata; Aves; Gruiformes; Gruidae
Gene: EIF2AK1
Product: eukaryotic translation initiation factor 2 alpha kinase 1
Exons: 15
Biological process (GO): protein phosphorylation
Molecular function (GO): ATP binding; protein kinase activity
Source: RefSeq, a predicted model, not a curated record
GCCAGGAGGGCAGCGGCCGAGUGCCCGGCCGGCGCCCCGGCGGGCUGGGCUGGGCUGGGCAGAGCCGGCUGCUCCCGCCGGUCGCUUUCCCUUCCUUCUCCCGGGCCGGCCCCUCCCCCCCGGCCCAUUGAUUUCCAGGCGGGGAGACGCACGCGGCGCUGCCGGGCUUUGCCAGGCCGCCGCCAGGCCCGACUCUCCCCCCCAGCCCCAUUACCUGGCUCGGCCCCGCUUGACUCGGCGCUGCCGGGUCCCCCUCGCCGCAGCCCCCGCCUCAGCCCGGCCCGCUCCGCCUACUGUUACAGCCCGUCGGGGAACAAUGACGUCCCUCCGCCGGCCUCUUGCAUCCGGGGCCCGGCGCCGGCCGGGCAAGCGGGCGGGGGGAGGAAAGGAGGCGGCGGCGGCGGCGGCGGGGAGAAGCGAGCUCCUCCGGGUCACACGGGGACCAGCACCGCCCCUGUGCCGCUGCCGGGAGCCGCUAGAGGGGGCUCGGCGACCCCCAGUCAGGGGCGAGGGGCCGAGGACGCCGCGACGAGGGGGCUCCCGCGGGGCUGAGGGGGCGGCGCGGGCCCGGGGGCCCCGCCGGGCGCUUGGCGGGCGAUGCGGCGAGCCGCAGCCCCGCGCGGAAGUAAGGGGUCUCCGCCAGCCCCGCUGCUUGAGGGGACGCCUCGGCUCUGCACCGCGAAGCUUCGGUACGAGCCCCUUCCUCGGCCGUAGCCUUCCCGCCCGUCCCUGCCUUCCGGGCCGUAUUUACCUCUCUCCCAUUUAUUCCUCCAGUUAAUGUUUUAUUGUUCUGCGCUCAAAGAGCGGCCAUAAACGCUGGCUCGGCCCCCGCGGCCACCCACAAGGAGUCGGGCAGGCCCCGCCGGCCGGAGCGAAGGCCGGGACCCCAGUGCCCGGCAUGUGGCGGGGCGGGCUCCCGCCGAGGGCCGCGGCCCUCCGAGCGCCGCCGCCAGCCAUCGAGUUUCCUGAGGAGAGCCCGGAGCCGCGCUUUGACGAAUCGGAUGUGCCGGCGGAGCUGCGAGUUGCCAACGGGUCGCAAAAGUUUGUGAAUUUUACUUCAACCAUCCAAAACCAGCUGCUGCUUGUGUCGCUGCUGGAGCAUCUCUGCCACAUGUACACACACAACCCUGUGCAUUCAAGGUGUUUGUUCCGAAUACUUCGUCAGGCUUUCACAAGAACAGGGUUGCUCUCUCCUUUUGCCUUCUGUGAUGAAUUUAGUACUGUAAGACUGCAGCAUAAUAGAGCUAUUACUGAACUAAUGAAAGCAGCUAAUCGACAAAUACUUAAUGGGGAACUUGAUAAUGGAGAUUCUCAUGCAAUUGGGGAAAAAGAAGUUCUGUUUGAAGCGCAGACAUCACGAUACUUGAAUGAAUUUGAUGAGGUUGCAAGGCUAGGAAAAGGAGGAUAUGGUAAAGUAUACAAGGUCAGAAACAAGUUAGAUGGUCAAUUCUAUGCGAUUAAAAAAAUUAACAUUAAGAAGGCUACAAGAAGAGAUUGCAUGAAGGUGCUACGAGAAGUUAAAGUGCUGGCUGGGCUGCAGCAUCCUAAUAUUGUGGGCUAUCACACUGCUUGGAUGGAACAAGUUCAAACAGUACGCCCAAAAGAUAAAACAAUAAUGGAGCUGCAGCCAUUAUCUUUUGAGCAAGAGAAUAGCAAUGAUCACUGUCAUGUCCAGAGUGUGGAAAGUGGUAGUUCAAUUAUCUUUGCUGACCUUACUUCACAAGAAAAGAAGUCCUGUGACAGUACCAGUCUUAGGAAUCUGGGUAGUGAAUCAGCACAUAAUAUGGACUUAAGGAAUGAUUUUACAAACAGCAAUAGUAAAGAGUGUAUGAAACAAAAUAAAUGUGAAUUAUCGAUAGAAUUACAAGAAGACUCUGUAAGUAGUGUUAGCAGUAGAUCAACUGAUGAGAAAAAUCAUUCAGCACUGGGAUCUCAUUCCAGUCUGGAUCAAGAUGCUAGCACUGGAACUAAGUCCUGCACUGAAGAAUGCUCCAAGAGUGAUGUAGCUCUCUGUGGAGAGUUUGAGGUGGAGUAUCAUUUGAUGCUUUAUAUACAAAUGCAACUGUGUGAAAUAUCCUUGUGGGAUUGGAUCGUUGACCGUAAUAAAAGAUGCAAUGAGAGAACAGAGGAAGCUUCCAGUCCAUAUCAUCUUGUGGAUGUCCAUUGGACAAUGAAAAUUUUUCAAGAGUUAUUAGAAGGAGUAUGCUAUAUCCAUAGCAUGGGAGUGAUGCAUCGAGACAUUAAACCCAGAAAUAUCUUUCUACAUGGAUCAGAUCAUCAAGUAAAAAUAGGAGACUUUGGAUUAGCCUGCAAAGACAUUCUUUGGGAUGAUGCAGACCACUGGUUUAAGACAGAAAGGAUAAAUGGAUUGACGCAUACUUCAGGAGUGGGGACUUGCCUCUAUGCCUCACCAGAACAAUUGCAAGGAUCUCACUAUGAUUUCAAGUCAGACAUGUACAGUAUGGGUGUUAUCCUGCUAGAACUCUUCCAACCAUUUGGAACAGAAAUGGAAAGAACAGAAGUUCUUACACAUUUAAGGAAUGGACAUAUUCCUCAUACUUUCUACAAAAAAUGGCCUAUUCAAGCCAAGUACGUUAAACUCCUCACCAGUCAGAGAUCGACAGAAAGACCCACUGCUGCUCAGCUUCGUGAAAGCGAACUGUUUCAUAGCACAGAACAUGUUAUUUCUAACCUACAACAGAAGGUGAGACAGCAAGAGGAAGAAAUAGAAAAACUGAGAGAGAGGAUAAGACUGCUUUCUGGAGAAGAAGAUGAACACAUGAGACUAGGUUCUCCCGUUUAAGUACAGGAAGAACUAACUGCUAUUGUAUGCUAAGUUAUAUAAAAUGUUUCUUUUUUUACAUAAAAAUCUUUUGAUGCAUUUUGAUUUUUCUGGCUGUUCAUUAGAGGUAUUCGUCUUUUUGUUGUAGUUCAGCAGCCUCCAAUCAACAGA